CAUUCUCACAUGUCACACAAAAAUCUUCCAACUUCACUGAGCGAUUUUCUGCUUCCUUGUUUCUCAGAAACUGUUACUUCUUUGCUAAACUGCUUCAGUUACAGCCAUAGCGUGCAAUCUUCAUUAGUACCCUCACUUUAAUGUAACUGCUGCAAUCUUCUUUCUGUGAAAAGAAAAAAGUAAUUUUAUGAUGUGAUAAGCGUUCGAUUUCUCUUUCAUUUAAUGUCCAAUUUGUCACAAGUCUUUUAAACAAUUAUUUCCCAUCAUGGUUUCAGUCAUGGAAUCUCGUUAAUCUUGCCAGACAAACCCAUCUGGCUCUAGCUUUUCAUUUUCGACAACUCUGUUUGUCUUCUGUCAUGUCCAUUCUCUCAGCCGUUUCUGAGCUGUAACCAGUGCAGCUUGCAAUGAUGGGGUUCCGUUAAUUUCUUUGGAUUGUUCUCCAAGGCUGUACACCUUUUCAGAACUCAAUUUCAGUUUGAAUGUGACUGACGUGAACUUCUGUUUAACGUUCACGUUUGCUUUCGCAGAAUGACGAUUACGUGGAAGGCUCGUGUGGUAAGAUAGUGAAAGAGAUUUUGGUUCUUUAACUCAUCGUGGUUGAACUUUCUCUUCAUAUUCAGCUUAUGGAGAAUGUUCACUUUUCUGUUACUUUCCAAUUCAACUUGGAUAUGCUACCCGAUUGUUUUUUAUUCAUUUACUAAUUUAACUCAUUCUUUGCUCACUCAUAGCAAUAUACCAAAAACAUUUUCAUUGUCAUUGCAAAUGAGAAUUCGUCAUCUGAAUUCGUUUAUUCGUUUUCCGGCCUGGUGUGCUGCUACAAGCUACAGAUGAACAUCCAUUAUUUUCUUGCUUUCCUAUUUAGGAAGAUUUAGAUAUGUAGGUUUUGCAUCUCCCUGCUCAAAGUUUGGUUAUAGACAUUUCUUCUAAGCAACUUUAAUCACCAUUUGCCUCUAGAGUCCCUUGAAGUGACUCACUAUCUUCCACUCAAAUCUUCUGCUUCGUUUCCUGCAAAUUAAAACUCAUCUCUUCACAUUCCAAUACCUUCAUGGAAGAAACAUUUGUUCCGUUACGUGGGAUAAAGAAUGACCUCAAAGGAAGACUUGUGUGCUACAAACAAGAUUGGACUAGUGGAUUCCAAACAGGCAUCAGGAUCCUUGCCCCAACUACAUAUAUAUUUUUCGCUUCAGCAAUUCCAGUGAUCUCUUUCGGGGAGCAACUGGAAAGAAACACAGGUACAACUAAAACUUUUCUGGUUCAGUGUCCUUUCUGGAAUUUUGGUGACCCUUUUCCUAAAAAAGUGCUUCAUUGGUUAUAUUCUAUAGAUGGAACUCUAACUGCAGUGCAGACCCUUGCAUCAACAGCACUCUGUGGCAUUAUCCAUUCAAUCUUAGGAGGGCAGCCCCUCCUCAUACUUGGUGUAGCGGAGCCAACAGUUCUUAUGUAUACAUUUUUGUAUGACUUUGCAAAGGAUAGAAAAGAUUUGGGACACAAACUAUUCCUUCCUUGGACUGGAUGGGUGUGUGUUUGGACUGCUGCGUUGCUCUUCUUGCUGGCCAUUGUUGGUGCAUGCUCCAUAAUCAACAGAUUCACGCGCCUUGCAGGUGAACUAUUUGGUCUGCUGAUUGCAAUGCUCUUCAUGCAGCAGGCGAUAAGGGGACUCGUGGAAGAGUUCGGUGUGCCCCAGUCCCAGGGAGAAGGUACCAAUCAGAUUGCACUCCAAUCUUCUUGGCUGUUUGGAAAUGGAAUGUUUGCUUUGGUUUUGUCAUUUGGCCUUCUGUUUACUGCACUAAAAAGCCGUAAGGCUAGAUCCUGGCGAUACGGAGCAGGUUGGUUGCGGGGAUUUGUGGCUGAUUAUGGAGUCCCACUAAUGAUUCUGGUGUGGACUGCUGUGUCUUAUAUGCCAACCAAUAAGGUUCCAAGGGGAAUCCCUAGGCGACUUUUCAGUCCAAAUCCAUGGUCUCCCGGUGCAUACACAAAUUGGACAGUAAUUAAGGAAAUGUUGAAUGUGCCUCUCAUCUAUAUUAUUGGAGCAUUUAUACCCGCGACUAUGAUUGCCGUGCUUUAUUACUUUGAUCACAGUGUUGCUUCACAACUUGCCCAGCAAAAGGAGUUCAAUCUAAGAAAACCCUCAUCAUAUCAUUAUGACCUUCUCCUCUUGGGUUUCUUGACCAUUUUGUGUGGGCUUAUUGGAAUCCCUCCGGCCAACGGUGUGAUUCCUCAAUCUCCUAUGCAUACUAAAAGCUUAGCUACUCUAAAACAUCAGCUGUUGCGUAAAAAAAUUGUAUCUGCCGCACGGAAAAGCAUACAGAAAAAUAUGAACCUGAAUCAGCUAUACCAAAGUAUGCAAGAAGCAUAUGAUCAAAUGCAGACUCCGUUAGCCCACCAAAUACCACCUGCCUUGCAGGGGCUAAAGGAGAUGAAGGAAUCCACCAUCCAACUGGCUCAAAGUCAUGGAUACACUGACACCCCUGUUGAUGAGGUUGUAUUCGAUGUGGAUAAGGAUGUUGAUGACCUUUUACCUGUUGAAGUAAAAGAACAGCGCCUCAGCAAUCUACUGCAGGCAUUAAUGGUUGCACUUUGUGUUGCUGCUAUGCCUCUUUUGAAGAAAAUACCAACUUCAGUGCUUUGGGGUUACUUUGCUUUCAUGGCAAUUGAAAGCUUGCCCGGAAAUCAGUUUUGGGAGAGAAUAUUAUAUCUUUUCACUGCUCCAAGUCGACGAUACAAAGUGCUGGAGGAACACCAUGCGGCCUUUAUUGAGACCGUGCCUUUCAAAGCGGUGGCCAUGUUUACAUUAUUCCAGACAGCUUACUUGCUUCUCUGCUUUGGUCUAACAUGGAUACCAAUUGCCGGGGUCCUUUUCCCAAUGUUAAUCAUGCUUCUUAUCCCAGUACGUCAAUAUUUCCUUCCCAAGUUUUUUAAAGGAGCCCAUCUUCAAGAAUUGGAUGCUGCAGCAUAUGAGGAAGCAUCUGUUGUCAGUUUCAACUUGUCAUUCGAAGAUUCAGAUAGUCAGACAGCAACAGUCAAUAUUAAUAGUGAGGAAAUUCUUGAUGAAAUUAUCACAAGGAGUCGUGGGGAGAUCGUAAAUCAGAAAUCGAAGAAUUCAACUCCAACAUCAUGUGGACAUACUAUUCCUGCUUAUGCAAAUAGCUCAUAGGAUUCAUUGCCCUCGAGUAAAUCAAUUGAGAGGGGAAAGCCGCCAAGGAUCAAUCAAGAUCAUGAAGGAGAUCAUUUCAAGAGAAGUACUAAUUCACAGCCACUGUUUCUUGGACAAGAUUUCAGAGGUUCCACCUUCAAAGCUAGUAGGGUUUCCUUAAGUCCGUUGAAAAUAGUUUUAAGUAGUGCACUAUAGGUCAUGAGCUUGAUUGAUGUAAUACAAGUUAUCUUAUAGAUGUUUAUCUUUGACUCUUCUUCCUUUCAAUCUUUAACCAUAUUGACUUCAUUAUACCUUUAUACAGAAUGAUCAGGGGCAUUUCGAGUUGAUGGAUA
This is a messenger RNA of Vigna angularis (adzuki bean), 3486 nucleotides long. RefSeq names its product boron transporter 1. Gene Ontology annotation, biological process: transmembrane transport; monoatomic anion transport; monoatomic ion homeostasis. The transcript has 11 exons. NCBI's taxonomy places the organism in Eukaryota, Viridiplantae, Streptophyta, Magnoliopsida, Fabales, Fabaceae. The record is from RefSeq and is a predicted model, not a curated record. Gene Ontology annotation, cellular component: plasma membrane. Bases 1046 to 3154 code for a protein of 702 amino acids. Gene Ontology annotation, molecular function: solute:inorganic anion antiporter activity.